Molecule: messenger RNA, 1224 nt
Organism: Didymella exigua CBS 183.55
Lineage: Eukaryota; Fungi; Ascomycota; Dothideomycetes; Pleosporales; Didymellaceae
Exons: 1
Coding region: 165-1088 (307 amino acids)
Source: RefSeq, a predicted model, not a curated record
UCUUUGGUAUUUCCUUCAGGACUUCCCGUUCACAACUCACCAGGUUGAGGUCAAUCUGCACAAGAUAUGCAGCCAAUCUAAGGCCGCAGUUCUGCCCCACCCACAAACACCUUCCUUCUGAACAUUUGCUCGAGUCAGCCAACAACACACAGGCACUGUCAAUUAUGAUCCUGCAAUUUGACAGACUGCCGAAUUUUCGGCUGCCAGACUACCCGGAUGUUCCCCUAAUAUUGGACGGCCAUCCGCUCAGCAUAUACCAAAAAGAUAUUUUCAGCAAAGAGCAGGAUGCUAUCAAGAAAACAGCAUCAGUACCUCACGGCAUUGCAACUAUUCUCUAUCGCUGGCAUCCAAAUACUCUGGCCGCGUUUCUGGAUGUAGAUGCCUGGUUCAGCUUCACCUGGACGGCGACCUUGCCGCUAGCCCAGCCUGGCGCAGAAGCAAAGAAGCUGGAAAUUGGAAGAGUGGGCAGUCAAGUCACGUUCGGCACGCUGGACGCUAGCGGCGAAAACUGGGAGAUCAUGUUGACAUACAACGUCUCGUCGACCACGGACGACACGUUCACGAGGGGACAGUGGGUGCCCAACACGAAAGAGAGCAUGCUAGGCGAGAGAGACGUCAAGAUCCCCGAGCUGAUUGAGAGAUUGGGGAGCGAUUGGGUUGCGAAAGCGAUGAGAAGUAAGAGCUGGGAAGCAGGCAAAGGUGUCAAGCACACUUUCCACGUCGAGUACGCACCAAUGGAUAUCUUUGGAGACGGCAUUGCGACAUCGCCGCAUCUGCUCUACGCAUCUCUAGAUCUCGGCAAGUGUACUACAUGCGGUACGUCGGCGGAAGUUAAAGCGCUCAAUCGAUGCGGACGGUGCGGCACUGCGGCGUACAGCUCAGCGGAAUGCCAGAAAGAGGAUUGGAGAGUGCAUAAGUGGGUUUGCAUGAUGAGUGCAGAGGAUCGCGGCAUGGCCAUUAAGAUCUCAGAGAAGGGAGGAUUGUACAAAUGGGACACAGAGAGGACAAUGGCUGUACGUGGGAAAGAGGUGGAAAGCGAGAAUCCGUUCUUCGAAACGGUGCAGUCGAAGCGCAUUAGAGAAGAGUAGGCAGACUGAAAAGUGACCUUUACCUGUCAAGUCCUCAUUUUGCAGAAAGAGGGUCAGGACGGAGGAAUGUCCGAUCCGAUCAUGAAAAUAGGUCUAGACAUUGCGACGCGAAUAAACCACAGCAAGCCUACCCCGC